Molecule: messenger RNA, 1430 nt
Organism: Tetranychus urticae (two-spotted spider mite)
Lineage: Eukaryota; Metazoa; Arthropoda; Arachnida; Trombidiformes; Tetranychidae
Product: cuticle protein 10.9
Cellular component (GO): chitin-based extracellular matrix
Molecular function (GO): structural constituent of chitin-based larval cuticle
Source: RefSeq, a predicted model, not a curated record
AUGUGAUCAAUUAAAUUAUCCAAAACCAUUUAUUGUCAGUUUAACUGAUUUCUUUAUUUAACUGUCAAUGUGUUUAAUCUUGACUAAUCAUCAAACCGAUAAACCCUCUAAUGUCCUGGUACUAUUAACUUUAAGAUAUUUACAGACAACCAAAUAUUUAAAACUAUAAGGUGAACUUCAUUUUUAAUUCAUCAAAACACUUGAUCAGCUUUCAUAUUCAAAGGCGGAAAAAGAGUUAAGUUUAGGGUUCCACUACCACCACCAAGGAUCAUUGCGUUCAUACUUUAUCAUCAUAAUCAUCACUACCAUCAUCAUAACCAUGCUAAUCUACUCCAUUCUUAGCUGAGUUAUAUUAUCAAUGGUUAUCUAACUGGUUCGACCUUUUCGGAAGCCUACUUCCUUUCUUUUAUUGAAAGUUAUUUGUAUCAAUUUUUCAUUGAAACUUAUCCUAAUUAGCAUCUUGGUUAUGGAAAUUCAAAGAAGCUGAUUGAUUUUAAGAGGGUGGAGAUGGUGCUCGAAAAGUGGGAGGAGAGGCUUUUGGUAGUGACAAUAUUGUCGAUCAGUUAAGAUGACAAUUUAAAACUAUUAUCACCUUUAUCAUUAGCACUAUUGUCUCCUCCUUAUGGACACUUGUUUGUCUAUUGGAUCAUAAUUAUAUGGUGUUAUUGGAACCUUUUAAUUUGAUGAUAAUUUCCUACGUCCAGCCUCAGAAUUGUAGUGACAAAACUGAGAGUCGUAAAUGAAUUUAAGCCAGUCGAAAAAGUUUCAACUAACAUUCAACAUUCAAUCAUUACAACUUAGUGUAAACAAACAAGUAAACAAACAAACAAAAAACAAUGUCUAAGGCUAUCUUCUUACUCGCUUCCCUCCUCGUCUUGGUUAUCGCUGUCAGCGCCAAUGGAAAAUACCCUCAACACGGAGGACACAGUAACACCUACAGAAAACAGGAUGCUUGGGGUAACUACAAAUUCGGUUAUGACAUUGUUGACCCAAAAGGAGCCAAAAACUCACGACAUGAAGAAGGUGAUGCUUGGGGUAACAAGCACGGCGAAUACAGCUUGAAAGAUGUCGAUGGUCGUGAAAGACAAGUCCAAUACAUCGCUGACAAGGCUGGUUUCCGUGCAAAGAUCAAGACCAACGAACCUGGAACUGGAUCUAUUGAUGCUGCUGACGCUAUCUACAAUGGCCCAGACCCACAUGGACACAGCCACACUCAUGUUCCAUCCGGAUGGGAACCCCACCAUGGAUCUCACGGUCAUCACGGUGUCCACCAUUAAAUUAUUAAUAAAUUUACCUUACCUUAACAGGUAAAAUUAUACAUAUACAUUACAUUAAUAUUGAAACAUCAUCAUUUGUAACAUCACUAUCACGAUCUUAUGAUAAUUUAUGUGACGAGCCAAUAAAAACUGUGUCUCUAAACGAUAAAAUCA